Messenger RNA from Lipotes vexillifer (Yangtze River dolphin), 879 nucleotides. The record is from RefSeq and is a predicted model, not a curated record. NCBI's taxonomy places the organism in Eukaryota, Metazoa, Chordata, Mammalia, Artiodactyla, Lipotidae.
AUGCCUGGGCAGGACAUGGCUGUAGGCCCAUCCACGGCUUCGCAGGAUGAGGCCACAGCUCUACAGCCAGAGGCCACACCCUCCACCGGCCCUGAGGCCACCUAUUCCAACGUGGGGCUAGCUGCCAUCCCCAGGACCGGGCUGGCAGUCACCUCUGGGGUGUGGGCAGGGGCACAGCUGACCAGCAGCUGUGCCAGGCCUGGUCCCGAGGCCAGACCCCUGGUGGCUGAGUAUGCGUGUGUCCAGAAGCUCAAGGGGACAGAUGGGGGCCCCCGAGGCCUGGAGCAGGGGAAAGUUGAGGCUACCCCAGCUGCUCAGGUGAACAUCCUAUAUUCCAGGGUCAGCAGGCCUAAAAGGAGGGACCCAGGACCUUCCACAGACCAGCCAGACCCCAAGGGUGGGGAAGCGAGUUUGGCUCUGGGGAGUGACCUGGCCUACGAGGUCCUCCCUCUCAGGGGCCUGGGCGUGGACAAGAGCCUCCUGGAAAACGUGUAUGCGAGCGUCCAGGAGAUGGAGGCCCCUGGGCACCUGGAACCCCCCAGCUCCAACCCCUACCAGGAGAGGACAUGUGGCCCUGCCGUGGAGUUCGCGCUGCCGCAGGAGCCGGAGCCGCGGGCCGCGGACCUCGGGGCCCCGGGGGCGGGGGCGGCGGGGCCACCGACGCCGUCGGCGCACAUCCCGAGAGAGAAACCCUCCCAGGUGCCUGACACCCCGGGCUGGCUGCGCAGGCGGGGGCGGGCCCUGGCCUUGCCCGCUGGGGCCCAGGGACCCACUUGUGCUUGGAGCCCAGGCUCCGCUGGCUGCUGCUGGCUGCUGGCUGCUCCCGCCCUCUCAGGUCUGGCGCUAGGCCCGCAGCUGCUGUUGCACAACCCUGGUUAA